AUGUAUUCCAAUUCUUAUCUUGGAGCCCCAGUGAGUGGACUACAGAAGCUUCAGUGCAUCAAUGAAGACUUGAGUGCUAAGGUGUUGGAACAAAUUAACAGUAAUCAGGAGAUAUUGACCUUGAACGAUUUUGAGCACCAGUCCAACAUCGAAUCCUGGCGAUGGGUUCUCCAAGACCUGUCAAACCGUCUCGAGGAGCUCAUCCAGUCGUUGAAAUACGAGCACAAAGCAUUGAGAGUGGUAGUGGAACGGGUUAAAGAAGAGAUCAACAGGCACUCUGAGGAGGGGAGCAAACCGGGUGCAUUGUCGCCACAGAGCGAUCCAGUGGAAGAUGCUAUCAAUAUGGAGUACAAGUUUCUUCAAGAACAAAAAAGGAAAUUCGAGCAGAUCAUUAGAGAACUUGACGAACAAAUUCCUCAAAUCCAGAAGGUAAAGAAGAGAAUAGAAGUUUCUGCCUUGAACAAAGAAGAAGCUAUUCAUGUUGAGGAGAAAUUGCCUGAUUUGGAUGUUUCAUCAAGAAGACCUUCUAAAUUGAUAAAAAAGAAAAGUUUAUCACCAUUAGAUAAAUGGGAAAGACAAUGUUUUGCGCUCAAGAAGAAAGGACUGUGUGCUCUCAGUCACGCCAUGAGCAUACGACAACAGGUCCGAGGUUGCAGACGUCUACUAUCGGUCACAGCUCAGUCCUACGCGACCCGCGUAGAUUCCCUGCUAAAGAGGCGGCUGUAUCUGAACAAGAGGAAGAUAGAAGACCUACAAUGGCAGAAAGGAGAGGCGCAAAAAGAUUUGGAGUCCCUUUCAAACGAAUUGACCGCAACCGAACAGAAUGUCCUAGAGACCAUGGAAAAAGUGCGUUUAAUGGAAGCUAGACUAGCAGACCGUAAACUGAGACCGCACAAGGAGUUGACAAAGGAUCCUGUGGACAGAAAGCUGAAAGAUGAGCUUCAGAGGUUGAAGAAGUAUUUGAAGUAUCUGAGGAAUAAUAUUGACAGGAUCACAUCGCUACAAGGGGACCUAACAGCAUCAAUAGUGCAAAUGAACUGUGUCGAAGAGGAACUAUCAAAAGUUAUCGAUCUCGACGAGAAUAGAAUCAGGCUUCGAACAUACGACGACGAAAUAUCGACUAGCAGUCUCAAUGGAACUGGGUCCAGUUCGGUUGUUCCUGCAAGCUCUCGCUCCAAUGACACUAGAAAUGAUGGAUUUAGAGAACAUGUUCCUUUGAGCGUUAUAAAGGAGGAAGAUGAGGUGUCUUCAGAUGAUGAUUAUCCCUUGGAUUAUUAG
Molecule: messenger RNA, 1278 nt
Organism: Leguminivora glycinivorella
Lineage: Eukaryota; Metazoa; Arthropoda; Insecta; Lepidoptera; Tortricidae
Product: structural maintenance of chromosomes protein 1A-like
Exons: 7
Coding region: 1-1278 (425 amino acids)
Biological process (GO): cilium movement involved in cell motility; cilium assembly
Cellular component (GO): nucleus; microtubule cytoskeleton
Source: RefSeq, a predicted model, not a curated record